GGGGCCUGGGCGCUGGUCCUCCACGAUGACAAAAUGGUCUUCUGGUGCUCCAGAGUUCUGCGCUCCAGUUCAUUGUUGAAGAUCAUGGUGUCCAUACGGAUCUGGAGGUGUGAAGUUCCAUACUCCACAGUUGGUGCGUCACCAGGCCUUGGUCACACUCCUGUCAUGCUCAAAGAAGUGCUGCAUUACUUAGAGCUACAACCAGGGCAGGUGGUCCUGGACAUGACGUUUGGAGGCGGUGGUCAUUCAAAGGCGAUACUAAACUCUGCCCCUGAUGUCACGGUCCUGGCAUUAGACCGAGAUCCCACAGCUAUUCAUUUGGCCGAGGACUUAGCCAAGGAAUACCCUGGCAGAGUUAAGCCGAUCCUGGGCCGGUUCAGUGAGCUCCUGUCCCUGCUGUCCCACAUGAGGAUACCAGAGAGGAGCGUGGACGCGGUGCUUUUGGACGCAGGCUGCUCCUCGAUGCAGAUGGACCAGGCCCAAAGAGGGUUCGCUCUGAGCAAAGACGGACCACUGGACAUGAGGAUGGACGGAGACAGGUACCCUGACAUGCCCCACGCGGCUGACGUUGUGAAUACCUUAGAUCAACAGGCUCUCGCAUCCAUCCUCAGCGCAUACGGCGAAGAGAGACGCGCUUGGAAAAUCGCUUCAGCCGUGGUGGAGGCUCGCCGGUCCUCCCCUAUCACCACCACUCGUCAGCUGGCCGCGGUGGUCGCAAGAGCCUUCCCUCCCGCCGCAGUGUACGCCCGUAAAGACAGACUGAACCGCCCGUCGCAUUUGGCCACCAAGACCUUCCAGGCUCUGCGCAUCUUUGUGAACGAUGAGCUAAACGAGCUGCACGCCGGUCUGCGGGCCGCUCAGACCGCUCUGAGGCCGGGGGGGCGCCUGGUCGUGAUCACCUUCCACUCUCUGGAGGACAGACUGGUCAAAAGGUUUUUACAAGGGGAAGACAUGUCCAACCUGGAUGAGUUUCACUUUGAACAGAAACAGAGAAAAGAAAAGUAUGCAGAGAGACCAAAACAAAGAAGUGAACACUGGGCUCCAAUCAAAAGGAAAGUGGUGACUCCAGAGAAACAGGAAAUGUUAGAAAACCCAAGAGGACGUUCGGCUAAACUCAGAGCCGUCUUAAGACUCUAAGAAUCACUGUAAUCAGUUAUAUUGUGUUUGGAAACAAAAUGGACACAAACGACACCUCACACUGGGAUUUAUUCUUCAUGUAAAAAUGAACCCAACUGUGUCAAAUGGAUAAUUGUGCACAGUCAUGACUAAAUGUCUUGAGUAAUUUUUGGUUAGUCAUUUGGCUCCAAUGGUUGGAGGAUGUUUGACUAAACUCAGAGCAGUCAUUGUACUAAAUUAAUUAUACAAUUUCCACUCCAGACCAAAGACUAUUCUUGACAACUGCCCUGUGGGUCAUUUAAGAUUUGUAUCAUUUGAUGAGUAAAAAUCAUAAAAAAACAGUAAAAACACUCAGUACUUUCGCAUUGUCAUUACACAAAGCUACAAAGAGUUUGAUUUAACCUUUGCAAACAGUUUAUUUCUUUACAAUGCUCCAUUAUUAUUAGUGACGGAGAU
Molecule: messenger RNA, 1572 nt
Organism: Periophthalmus magnuspinnatus
Lineage: Eukaryota; Metazoa; Chordata; Actinopteri; Gobiiformes; Gobiidae
Gene: mettl15
Product: methyltransferase like 15
Exons: 6
Coding region: 34-1137 (367 amino acids)
Biological process (GO): rRNA base methylation
Molecular function (GO): rRNA (cytosine-N4-)-methyltransferase activity
Source: RefSeq, a predicted model, not a curated record